AUGGGAGCAGAAAACCACACAGGAUUAUCACAUUUCCUCCUCCAGGGCUUGUCAGAUGACCCUGAAUUGCAGCCUGUUCUCUUUGGACUGUUCCUGUUCACAUACCUGGUCACCAUCCUGGGGAACCUGCUCAUCAUCCUGGCUGUCAGCUCUGACUCCCACCUCCACACCCCCAUGUACUUCUUCCUCUCCCACCUUUCCUUCAUUGACAUCUGUUUCAUCUCCACCACAGUCCCAAAGACGCUGGUGAACAUCCAGACACAGAACAAAGACAUCUCCUACAUAGAGUGCCUCACUCAGGUAUAUUUUUUUCUUAUUUUUCUUGGGAUGGAUAACUUCCUACUGACUGUGAUGGCUUUUGACCGCUUUGUGGCCAUCUGCCACCCCCUGAACUACACAGUUAUCAUGAACCCUUGGCUCUGUGUCCUCCUGGUUCUAAUGUUUUGGCUCAUCAUGUUCUGUGUCUCCUUGAUUCAUAUUCUACUGUUAAAUCAAUUGACCUUCUCCAUAGGCACUGAAAUCCCACAUUUCUUCUGUGAACUGUCUCAUCUUCUCAAGGUGGCUAGCUCUGUUACCCUUGUCAAUAACAUCUUUCUAUAUGUAGUGACUGCUCUGCUGGGUGUGUUUCCUGUCACUGGGAUUCUCUACUCUUACUCUCAGAUUGUCUCCACCUUAUUGAGGAUGUCCUCCUCUGUGAGCAAGUAUAAAGCCUUUUCCACCUGUGGGUCUCACCUCUGUGUGGUCGCCUUAUUCUAUGGAACAGGAUUUGGGGUUCACCUCAGUUCUGCUGUGACCCAUUCUUCCCAGAGAACCAUGCUCGCCUCAGUAAUGUACACUGUGGUCACCCCCAUGCUGAACCCUUUCAUCUACAGCCUGAGGAACAAGGAUGUGAAGGGGGCCCUGCGGAGACUCUUCGGCAGAGCAGCCUCUGGCCCUUGGUGGAUCCCUGACCUUAGAGCUAAAGGGACAUUGUGGUCCCUGACACAAAUGUUGUGA
Molecule: messenger RNA, 996 nt
Organism: Sciurus carolinensis (gray squirrel)
Lineage: Eukaryota; Metazoa; Chordata; Mammalia; Rodentia; Sciuridae
Product: olfactory receptor 7D4-like
Exons: 1
Coding region: 1-996 (331 amino acids)
Biological process (GO): G protein-coupled receptor signaling pathway
Cellular component (GO): membrane
Molecular function (GO): olfactory receptor activity; G protein-coupled receptor activity
Source: RefSeq, a predicted model, not a curated record